AUGAGAUUGGUGAUUGUCCUUUCGCUGAUCCUGGCCAUUUGGCUUUGCUGUAAGAUGACGGAAACCUCUGCCGUUUGCUGCAAGCCCUCUCACGUCUCCUUCGAGUUGGCCGAGAAUGGAAAAGGACAUAACUGUGGAACUUUUGGCGGCAAAAAGGAUAAACACGGCAACACCUGUAAGGCCAAGAUUUGCGGCAAUGGUGACCGAGUCGUUGGCACCUGGUGUGGCCGUGGCAGGUGCAAUCCCAGAGGAUGUCAUUGCAAAAAGGGAUGUCUUCCAGGAAAUGCUGUGGAGAGUUUCCGCAAUAAGCACGGUUUCUUUAACUUUGUCUAUGUGAAGUGA
Messenger RNA from Drosophila serrata, 342 nucleotides. Its product is annotated as protein Diedel-like. Lineage: Eukaryota; Metazoa; Arthropoda; Insecta; Diptera; Drosophilidae. The record is from RefSeq and is a predicted model, not a curated record.